Molecule: messenger RNA, 1233 nt
Organism: Pseudovirgaria hyperparasitica
Lineage: Eukaryota; Fungi; Ascomycota; Dothideomycetes; Acrospermales; Acrospermaceae
Product: amidohydrolase 2
Exons: 1
Coding region: 262-1146 (294 amino acids)
Molecular function (GO): hydrolase activity
Source: RefSeq, a predicted model, not a curated record
AUACAUAAUACUUUCUCUUCAUGGACAUCAAUCUUUAUACAUUCAGUGAAGGAGAGACCUCCGGGAAUAAUCUAGAAUCCAAGAAAGAGUUGUGAACGUACCGCCGUCAAAGCAUUUGCAACUCAAUACAACUACCCAAUGAGUCGCGUGCUUGGAAGAAGACCAUUCAGGUUCACCUCCAAACCCAUCAGAUUCGCAUCAUCAUCAAACAACAAACCCCAUCUCAAUCUCCAAAAGCCUGCAACCCUAUCCUUCCGCACCAUGAGCUCCACUCUCGCAAGCCGCAUCCCCCGCGAAACCUGGGACUCGCACAUGCACAUCGUCGACCCAUACAACUACCCCCUAUCCGCCACAGCCGCCUACAAACCGCACGCACACCUCCUCCCAGACGCCCUCUCAUUCGAGUCUUCGCUCAACAUCCACAACAUCGUCAUCGUGCAGCCGUCAAUCUACGGGACCGACAACAGCUGCACGCUCGACGCCCUGCGCGCCAUCGGCCCCGCGCGCGGCCGCGCAGUCGUGCAACUCGACCCGGCCACCAUCACGGCCGCGGAACUCGACGAGUGGCACCGGAUCGGCGUGCGCGGCGUGCGGUUGAACUUCAAGUCUGUUGGUGCGGCGAUCGACGAGGGCGGGCUGCGUGACACGCUUGUGCGGAAUGCCGAUGUGGUGCGCGGGUAUGGAUGGGUUGUGCAGCUGUACAUUGGUAUGGAGAACAUGCCCGUGCUGGAGCGCAUCAUAGCUUCGACAGAGGCGCUGCGUGGUAUCAAGUUUUGCAUUGAUCACUUGGGGCAUCCGACGUUGCCUGCCGGGAGUCUGGUGCAAGGGACCAUGCCAGAUCCGUACGCGUUGCCAGGUUUUGCAGCGCUUGUGAGGCUUUUGAAGGCCGGGCAGACGUGGACGAAGUGUAGCGCUGCAUAUCGCAUCGAGAAGGAUGCGGCGAUGCCGUGGACGCAGGCCAUGGCGAAGGAGGUGAUGAAGCAGGCUCCGGAGCGCGUGGUGUUUGCUACCGAUUGGCCGCAUACGCGCUUUGACGGAUAUGAUGUUGUGCCGUUCGUGGAGCGGUGUCUAGAGUGGUGUGCAGGAGAUGAAAGGUUAGCCGAGAAGCUCUUCAGUGGAAAUUGUAAAGUACUGUUUGAUGUGUAAUCACAAUUGUAGCACAUCAUAAUGAAGUCCCGACCACCAUCAAUUCGUUGUGAAGUGGUCAUGAUGAGAUGUAUUGCAAUGCCAAUA